GUAAGGCAUAAACGAAAACCAAUUAUCACUGCAAAAUAUAACAGGCGUUUCUAGAAAACCAGACGAGUAAAAUCGACGAGCGAAAUGGCUGCAGACGGUGGAGCAGCGACAUUGUCGCCGGCUGGAAUCAGCAACAGUAGACUGGAUGAGAAUAUCGAGAACAAAGUAAAAGAAAGCCACAGGAUAGACAGUCUGAAUCUGCUAAUUUUUCUCAUCUUAUUGACAAUGACUGUUUUAACAAUUUGGCUGUUUAAACAUCGACGGCUGCGGUUUGUUCACGAGACAGGCCUGGGAAUACUAUAUGGUUUAAUAGUUGGAGUCAUCAUCAGAUACACCAGUACAACAGAGCAAAAACUGUGGCAAAAUUUCACCCUGCCAGAGGAGAGUCCCUUUAAUUUCUCUCAUCCCCCUGACAACAUCCAUCUGGAGGUUUCGUUGUUUAGCGACAUGGCCAAUAAGACGCAGCUUAUUACACAGGAGUACCUGUAUAGCUUCAAAGGCCUGGUGUAUAACGCUGAGAGCACAGAGAUCGAAGAUAAGGCGACCUUUGAUCCAGAGAUAUUUUUCAAUGUUCUACUUCCUCCUAUUAUUUUCCAUGCAGGGUAUAGUAUGAAAAGGCGCCACUUUUUCCGCAAUUUUGGUGCAAUAGUAACUUUCGCCUUUCUUGGGACGGCUGUCUCUUGUAUGAUUGUGGGUGGGAUAUUAUAUGGUUUCACCCGUCUAAUGGUGACUUACAGCUCUCUAUGGAAGCAGUGGGGGCUCACCAAUUUUGGAUUGACAGAUUGCCUUUUCUUUGGUGCUUUAAUCUCAGCUACAGAUCCAGUGACAAUAUUAGCCAUAUUUCAUGAUCUUAACGUAGACGUGGACCUGUAUGCACUGGUAUUUGGUGAAAGUGUCCUCAACGACGCAGUCGCCAUUGUGUUAGCAGGUGCGGUGGAGAAAUACAGCGAUGUGCGGGCCACUGGGAUCUCAGACGCAGUGGACUAUAAAGCUGUACUGGAGUCACUGGGUAAUUUCCUAGGCAUUUUCUGUGGAGCUUUUGCCAUUGGGUCCUUCAUGGGAUGUAUUACUGCCUUGCUUACCAAAUAUACCCAGAUCAGGGACUACCCGUUACUGGAGACCACGCUGUUCUUUCUCAUGUCUUACAGCACAUUCCUGACUGCCGAGUCCCUAAGCCUUACAGGAAUUGUUGCUGUGCUAUUCUGUGGUAUCUGCCAGGCUCACUACACAUAUAACAAUCUGUCCCAGGAGUCCAAAGUCAGAACAAAGCAGUUGUUCGAGCUUCUGAACUUCCUGGCAGAGAACUUUGUAUUUAUCUACAUUGGAGUGGCCAUAUUUACUUUUAACCGUCACCGCUGGGAUCCUGGCUUCAUCUUUGCAGCAUUGCUAGCUAUUAUUGUUGGCAGAGGCCUCAAUGUAUAUCCUCUUUCAUUCCUUUUAAAUCUUGGCAGAAAAAAUAAAAUUCCAAUGAAUUUCCAGCACAUGAUGAUGUUUUCAGGCUUAAGAGGAGCCAUAGCAUUUGCAUUAGCCAUCAGAAAUACUCUGACCCCCGCCAGAGAACUGAUGUUUACCACCACACUACUUAUUGUAAUCUUAACUGUGAUUUUAUGUGGGGGAUUUACCACUCAGAUGUUGCAGUGGUUACGGAUAAGGGUUGGUGUGGAGGAUGAAUCAGAAGCUCAAAAUUUCCAGGCAGUAAGGAGUGCUAUCAAUAAACAGAAACGCUAUCAGACUAUGUCAGAUGCACAGUCAAAUGGAGCGUCCAAUCAGGGGGGAGAUACUGGAGACGCCAUAGCAACUGCCAGUGGCCAAUCAAAUUUGAACAUGACUACGAGUCCCACAGAUGCAGCCCCUCCCCCCAUGAGAAUACAGGAGUCAGAGAAGGCCUGGCUGGUGAUGAAGUGGUACAAAUUUGACCAAAAAUUUAUGAAACCUUUACUGACUCAUGCGCGACCUCCACUCACAGAAACACUGCCUGCUUGCUGCGGGAGGUUUGCAAUGUUCCUGACAACAGAGCAGCAGUUGGCACAGGCUGAGCCUGGACGUUCUGAUGACAGUGACGAAGAUAUGAUUAUAGAUGAAAAUGAAUUGACAUACGGCGCAGAUAAUAACAGCGAAAUCCUGGACGGAGAAACAGGAAGGAAGGGAACAUUGGAGAGCAUGAUUGAUGACGGUGACCUUGGCCUUGGUGUGGAUCGCAGGGAUCACAGAAUGCAGCCCACGAGAAUUUUGAUUCCAGGAAUUGGAGGAGAUGACGUGUGAAACCUCGUCACACCUAACGCAAUGUCACAUCUGGCAUAAUGUCACACCUAACACACUGUCAGAUGUGACAUACCAUCACACCUAACACAAUGUCACAUCUGGCAUAAUGUCACACCUAACACACUGUCACACCUAACACGCUAUCACACCUAGCACACUUUCGCACUGUUGCAUCUAUUACACUGUCCUACUGAACACACUAGAAUUUGGUGUUGUAAAUGCAGUGUACUGCAGAACCUGGGUAAAAAUGGCACAGACUGUACAAGCCAAGUGGAUAAUACAUGUAAAACUCUGGCAUUGGAGGAUGUCAAAUACUUUGUGAUGCAUUUCCUUAAUCAUUCAAACAUGUUUUUGCACAUGGAGAUGAACAGCAAAAUUUCAUCACUUUUGAAGGAUUUGACAGACAGGUUAUGCUUUAGUCAUCAGGGCUGUUGAAUUCUGAUGGUUUUUGUGAAAGAAACAAGGGCUUCGUAUUGUGCUUUAUGUAUGUUAUACAUAUGUAGUGGCUGCAGUGUUAGGGUGCAUUCCCAGAGAUUUAGAUCGAUCCAGAGAUUUAGAUUUAGAUCGACC
Lingula anatina is the source of this 2832-nucleotide messenger RNA. Its product is annotated as sodium/hydrogen exchanger 6. Gene Ontology annotation, cellular component: recycling endosome; plasma membrane. NCBI's taxonomy places the organism in Eukaryota, Metazoa, Brachiopoda, Lingulata, Lingulida, Lingulidae. Gene Ontology annotation, biological process: regulation of intracellular pH; potassium ion transmembrane transport; sodium ion import across plasma membrane. The record is from RefSeq and is a predicted model, not a curated record. Gene Ontology annotation, molecular function: sodium:proton antiporter activity; potassium:proton antiporter activity.